AUGAAGAUCCUCUUUCUUUGCACAGCUCACAACUCUCUCUCUCAGCAACUCUUCCUGGCCUUGCGUCAGACGCACUCGGUCACUAUUGAGUAUGCCGUCUCCGAUUCGACCAUGAUCGAGGCCGCGGCGCUCGCCCAGCCCGACCUCAUCAUCUGUCCCUUCUUGACCGCUCGCGUCCCCGAUGAGGUUCAUACCAACUACCUUACCCUCAUUGUACAUCCCGGGCCUCCUGGGGAUUCCGGCCCAAGUGCAAUAGACUGGGUCCUUAUGGGCGACGACGGUUCGGUCGCGGACUCUGGCCAACUCCUCGAAAGGCGGAUCUGGAGCCCGACAGGCCGUUCCCACUGGGGCGUGACGGUCCUGCAAGCCACCGCAGAGUUCGACGCCGGCCCAAUCUGGGCAUUCGAGCAGUUUGAAUUGGACAUCGAUGCACCUGGCGUCACCAAGUCGACUCUGUAUCGUGGCCCCGUCACUCGCGCUGCCAUCAAGGCCACCUUGGCUGCCCUGGACCGCAUCGUGACGGCAGCAAGGUGGCCCACGCCAAAUGAUACAUACACGCCGCCGCCCCCGGCUGGACUUGAGAGGAACCACCUGUCAGCCAUGUUGCAUCAAGGGCUUCCAAUGUUGCCGUCAUACUCGUUGACAGACGCGAUUUCGAUAGCCUGUGGGAGUGGCAUCUCCCCCAAGCUCCUAGCAGAACCAUCAUUUAGUGUUGCAUCCGUUACACAGCAUCUUCCCUUCCUCGGUGGCGCAACGCAUCGCCGACCUCUUCUAAAGGCCAGUCAUCGCGACUUUGAUAUCGGCUUCGACAACGCCCGCGCCAUCUCACGGAGGAUCCGGUCUGCUGACUCGCAGCCAGGCUGCCUCACCAAACUUUUCGGUGGGAUAAGCCUAUAUGUCUACGGUGGCACCAUCGAGGAAGGCCCGGGGCUGGCGGAAGGAAUCGCUGCGGGUCGCAUCAUGGCAUGCAAGGAUGGCGCUGUCUGCAUUGCCACCUGUGAUGCCCUCGGCAUCUGGAUUACUCAUGUGAGACGAGUGAAGCGCAAGGUCGAUCCGAUGCUAUGGCCUAAAGUCCCUGCCGUAUCGGGCUUGCGUGCUCUUGGCCUUCUGGAUGAUGCCACUCUGACCAGGACUCUCAAAUCGCAUCCCACAACCGAUUGGACCAAGGCGAGGUAUUCAACACACCAAGAGAUUUGGGUCGACUUUGCGACAUACUCAUACCCCCACGCCCGUCGCGUUGCCCUCGUGUACUUUGAGUUUUACAACGGCGCCAUGAGCACCGAUCAAUGCUCUCGACUUAUCGAGGCUCUCGAAUUCGUCUCUUCUACCCAUACGGAUGGCAACCCUCUGAAUGCCGUCGUCCUCAUGGGUGGCAGCUCGUACUUUAGCAACGGCAUUGCGCUAAACGUCAUCGAGGCGAGUGAUGACCCUGCUGCUGAAUCAUGGCGGAACAUCAAUCGUAUUGAUGAUGUGAUUCAUGUACUGCUCGACGGCUUUCCGAGGCGGAACAUCAUGACCGUUGCCGCAAUUCGGGGCAACUGUGCAGCAGGAGGAGUGGCCAUGGCGACAGCAUGCGAUGUAGUGAUUGCAGGCUCUGAGACGGUACUCAAUCCCGCAUACCGAGCUCUGGGUCUCCACGGGUCCGAAUACCACUCCUUGAGUUACCUAGGGAGAUGCGGCGCCGCGGGUUCGAAGCACCUGCUGCGAGAUAUGCUACCCCUAUCAUCAUACGAAGCUAGGGAUAUUGGCUUGAUUGACCAUACGCUGCCUGGCUGGGGGGGCUUGCUCGAUACCAGAAUUCGGAACCACAUCAGGGCUAUGGUCUGCAGCCCCAGCUUCCAUUAUGUCCCAGGGAGGUGGAAGGCCGGCCUCGAUGUCAGCCCAGCCGGCCUCGCAGCCGCCCGAACUGAGGAGUUGGCCGAGAUGGCCAAGGAUUUCUGGAGCGCCAGGUCCGAGAGGUAUCACUCCAGGAGACGGGACUUUGUACGCAAGGUCAAGGCUUUACGGACACCGUUGCGGUUUGCGUCACAUCGUCGGCGCGGCGAACAAGUAGACGAGGAGGAGAGUGAUGCAUUUGAUGACGUCGCUCUGUUUGAGCGUCGCGCCGCGGAUAAGAUGGGCAUCACUUCCCCCAAGCCCUCCAAGCAAUCGAGGUCAAGUUGA
This is a messenger RNA of Fusarium keratoplasticum, 2163 nucleotides long. RefSeq names its product Formyl-trans-C domain-containing protein. Gene Ontology annotation, biological process: biosynthetic process. NCBI's taxonomy places the organism in Eukaryota, Fungi, Ascomycota, Sordariomycetes, Hypocreales, Nectriaceae. The transcript has 2 exons. The record is from RefSeq and is a predicted model, not a curated record. The coding region runs from base 1 to 2163 and encodes 720 amino acids. Gene Ontology annotation, molecular function: catalytic activity.